Molecule: messenger RNA, 4332 nt
Organism: Anopheles maculipalpis
Lineage: Eukaryota; Metazoa; Arthropoda; Insecta; Diptera; Culicidae
Gene: GCC185
Product: GRIP and coiled-coil domain-containing protein 2
Exons: 6
Coding region: 1-4320 (1439 amino acids)
Source: RefSeq, a predicted model, not a curated record
AUGAGUCAAAGCUCAGAUCAGGAUCCCUCCCGGAAAGCUAGUCCGUUCGACAGUCUGAGCAGAGACGAUCUGGUGAAGAAAUGCAAAGGUCUGCUGGGUAUCGCCCAAAAGGCCAAACAAGCGAAAGAUGAAUGUCAAGAAGAGAACCGCCGGCUUAAAGAGCAACUAAGCCAUUUUGAGACACAGAAAAAUGCGGACAAAGAAUGCAUCAAGGCUAUGCAAGAAGUAGCCGAUUCAUACAUGGACCAAAAGCUACAAGCAACGAUGAAAGUGGAUGAAUUACAGAAACAGCUAACAAAAGUAAGCGGCCAAUUAGCAGAAGAAAAAAUUGCACAUGAAAAGGAAACCCACGCAGUAAAGGUGGAAAUUGAACAGCUGAAGGAAAAACUGGCCAAACUCGAGAAAGAAACGGAGCGUUGCAACGAACUGCAGGAAGAAAAUGCUAAUCUCGAAAAGGAGCGGAUAGCACUGGAGCAAGAGCUGAUAAAGGUGAAGGGCAGCCAAACUGUGCUGGGCGAAUCAGCGUCGACUCCGAGGGAAGAGAAAUUGAUCCGCAAGCUGAAGCUAUACAAAGCCAAAGUUCAAGAAAUCAACGCCAAGCUGCUGCUUCUUAAAUCCGAUCGCAAGAUCUUACUCAAAACAGUCAAAGAAUAUGCUGAGCAGGUACCAAAGUGGCAAAAAGAUUUGGUUAAUGCUUCAAAUGUUCUUUUUGAAAAGAUACGCGUUCUCGAGCUGAUAAAAAGUGAGCUUGAAGAAAAGAUCGGACAGCACGAAAUAGCGGCCAAAGAACUGCAGGAAAAAAAUAUCGACCUAGAGAGGCAAUUAGCAGAACUGGAACGGAAAUUUGAACAGAGUUCGGCUGCAGCUAACGAUCAAACUGACAGUACCGUACCGCGCUCUGAACAACUAUUAGCAGAAAUAGAACGUUUAAAUUUGAUUAUUACAUCGUUAGAAGAAAAAACCCGUACAGAGCUGUCAACAUAUGAAGCUAAACUGAAAGCCGACAGCGACGAGAAGGAAAAUCUUCGGAAAGACCUUGAAGCAUCGAAUCAAUCAAUUCUACAUUUGCAGGCACAAAUUCAAUCUCAAGAGGAUAUACUGUCAGAAAGCAAACAAACGCAGUCGAGUAUCAACAAACAACUCGAGCAAUAUGCAAAGGAUGCCAACCUUUUUGAGCAACAAGCGAAAGCACUGGAAGAAGAACUACAAAACCACAUACAACAGAUAGAACACUACAAACAGAAUGAGGAAUCUUUGCAAGCUAACGUGGAUAGCCUCACAGUUCUACUACAAGACGCGGAAAAGGAAAAGCAUCGCCUACAAAAAGAUAUUUCUAUCAAGUCUACCGAAGAGAAUGAAAAAUCCGUAGCCAUUCAAGUGGAAUUAAGUGAAGCUACGGAAAAGCUGAUCACAAUAGAACAAGAAAAAGAAAUGCUGGAAAAACAAAUUGCUUCACUGGAAACUGAAUUGGAAAAGCAAAGCUCAAAAUUGGUCGAAGUAAACCAGCAAGUUGUGCAGAAGUUGGUAGUGGAAAAUCAAAAUCUAGAAGCCCAGUUAGCUCAACUUGCGGAAAAGCUGCAUAAUAGCAUUUCAAAAUCGAAGCAAGUAGUUGACCGCUGCGAGCUCUUGGAAAAAGAGUCCGAGUCCAGAAAGUUGGAGCUGGAAGAGCUCGAUUCCGAAAAGAAUCGUUUGCUGGAGGAAGUAAAGCAAGCGCAACAAAUCACCACGCUGAAUGAUAAUUGCGACCGGUUAAAGGCCGAAAACGGUGAGCUGCUUUCCGAGUUAAAAGAGAUCAACGAAAUGCUAAAAGAUAGAGGAGAGGUAAUUAAUUUGCAACUUUCCAAAAUUGCCGAACUGCAGGAAAAGCUGUCCCGCACGGAAACGGUCGAGGUAGAACCGUUAAAGCUACAGAUUGAUCAGCUGCAAAAGCUGGUCGCAGAAAAAGAGACCGAGCUUGAACGGCAACGUGACGAACUGGCGACUGCACUGAACCGGUCGAACGUUAGCUUUGAUACGCAGAGUGAUGUAAUGUCCACGUCGACCAUUUCACGCGUCGAGGAUGUCGCUCGGUUACGAGAAAUUGAUGAAAGUUACGAAGAAAAGUACAUCAAACUACGCUCGCUAGCAGUGAAGCUGAAGAAAAAAGUUGCAGAACAGACCAUUCUGCUGCAAAAAUAUGAAAAAGAAGGCUCAACAGGGACGUCGACCGUAACCGUGGCUAGUUCUGCGGAUUCUGCGCUCCAAACAGUUACCAAAAAUUUACAAACACUACAAACGGAAAAUGAUCGAUUACAGGAUCAACUCGAUGGUAUGACAAAAGAAAUUUCAAACUUGCGGGAAGAACUUGAUAAAAAAUCAAUUGAAUUGACUACGUUAGAGCAGAUCCAGAAGGACGUCGAAGGUACAAGCAAAGACCGAACCACACUAGAAACGGCCAUCCGGGAAUAUCAAACACAAAUUCAAAAUCUAAAGCGCGAAAAGGAUGCCUUUCAAAUGGCUAAAAAAGAGAUUGAUGCGGAGAACCAACGGUUAAAGGCUAACCUCAAGGCAAAGGAAAAAGAUCUCUCGGAUACGAUGGAACAACAAAAAGAGCUCAAAUCGGAGCUAGAACGUUCGAAACUUGCCGUGAAGAAAGCGAACCUGUUAACGCUCGAAAUGGAAGCGUACGAACGUUCACUGGCCGAGCUAAACAGCAAACUGGAGACGAAGAAAACCUUAGUGAAAGAGCUGGAAGAAACGAUCGACGCACAGGAACGUUCGAUGAAGAGUCUCAAGCAGCAGCUAACGAUACUGGAGGAAAGCUUAGAAUCGCAGCAAAAACAUUCCCGCGAACUAAAGCAAGAGGUGGACGUCCAGCAGGGAAAAUUACGCCAAAGCGAACACCAGCGUAUGGAGCUUACUGGUCAGCUGGAAGAACUGCGGGACGAGCAUGAUCGUUUGAAGCAAAAGGUAGAGAAUAAUCGUGUCGAGCUGGAGCAGGUAGCGGCCGAGAAGCAGAAAACUUGCGGUUCGUUGGAAAUGGAAAAAAAUACUCUGCUCAAACAAAAUGUUAGCUUGGAGAGCGAGCUUAAUGAGUUGCGCAAGGAAAUGGCAGGCAGGCAGCAGGAAUUGGAUGACAUUCGGACCGAGUUUGCUAGUUACAAAAUUCGUGCCCAGUCUGUGUUGCGACAGAACCAGAACAAGGACAGCAGCCGGGAGAAGGAGCUGGAAGAAGAAUUGAGUCAGCUGCGUCGUUCGCUGGAUGCGGUAGAAAACAAGCAGCAAAGUCUUCUGAAGCAAAUAGCGGACUUAACGAAAAGUAACGAAGAGUUUAAACAUGAACGAGACCGGACACAGAAUCGUUGCAAGGAACUGUUGGGUUUGCUGGAAGAAAGUCGACUACACAAUGAAUCGCUGAUGGAAGAAUCGAGGAAAGUGAACCAGGAACACCAGGAAGCGCUAAAAACUCAACGCAUUCAGAACGAAACACUUGUCCAGUGUUACAAGAAGCAGCUCGAAGAACAGCAGGAAGCUCACGCACGAGAAAUGGAACAGCUGCAGAAAAGUGUACGCUCCAUCCGAUCGGAAGCAUCAGUGGACGGUUUGGCAGGUGUCGAAAGCCGAAGUAAUCUUUUAAACAAUAAUCUUUCACUACAAAGUUCCUUAAUGCUAGGCGCAGGGGCCGCUAGUCGGACCACGUUUACCGAUGAGCAGCGCAUUAGUCUGCUGCUAAUGGAAAGAGAAGAUGGCGAAGGUUCGGAAAACACUAGCCUAGGAGCGGGAACUUUGGGCCCAUGGAGGCGAAAACUUUCCACCUCUUCAACGGCACGAGGACGCAGCAGCCGUGAUGUUAUGCCGUUGGAUGAGUUGCUAAACACUUCGUUCGACGAUGCAAACUCGGUGGUACUGGCAGACGACGGUGGUGAGAGUGAUCAGCACCACGGACCCACGUACGGUAGGGAUUCAUCGCCAACGGUCGAACUGCAGGCUACGAAGGAGCAGCUUAGCAAACAGGAAAGCCGGGUGCGUCAUCUAACCGCAGUGCUGGCGGAAGCGGAACAAGAUCUUGCGAAACUGACGCAACUGAACGAGCUGCUGAAGGAAGAGGUACGUCGACAGCAGCGAUCCAUUGAACGGGAGGCCCAUGUACACAAUUCAGAGUAUUUAAAAAAUGUGAUAUUCAAGUUUGUAACGUUAAGCAAUGGAGAUGAGCGGUCAAGGUUGGUGCCGGUUUUAAACACAAUACUUAAGCUUAGUCCGGAGGAAACACAGAAACUGCAGAACGUAGCCAAAGGUUCUGAUCCUAGUGCUCGCGGUUGGACGGGUUUAUUGUGGAGUUAGUGUGGAGUCCGA